Molecule: messenger RNA, 2004 nt
Organism: Gastrolobium bilobum
Lineage: Eukaryota; Viridiplantae; Streptophyta; Magnoliopsida; Fabales; Fabaceae
Product: aspartyl protease APCB1
Exons: 9
Coding region: 112-1821 (569 amino acids)
Biological process (GO): proteolysis
Molecular function (GO): aspartic-type endopeptidase activity
Source: RefSeq, a predicted model, not a curated record
ACUUCGGGGAAAGAGAAGAAGAGAGUCUCUUCAUACUCUGCUUUCCAUCUUCUCUUUCUCUUAGCAUUUAUCUUCCACUCUUAGUCUUACCCUAAUAUUGCUGAUACAGAAAUGGAAGCUGAUCAAUCACCUCAGAUCAAAGGUGUUGUUAUAAUCUCCCUUCCACCACCUGAUAACCCCUCUUUGGGCAAAACCAUCACUGCUAUUACUUUCUCUAACCCAUCUAUUCCUCCAUCUCAAGGUUCUCUGCAACCCCAUCUACAGCAAACACAUCACAAUGCCCAGAACAGUGAUCCUGUUCCUCAAUCCUACCCAUCAAAUCCUCAGCUUCAGUUUUCAUUCAGAAGACUCCUCCUUAGCACCCCAAUAGUCCUCUUUUCUUUCUUUGGUGUUCUUCUCUUUGCACUUUUUCUUUGUGGUUCUGUUUCUUUCAAUCCGCUUCAGGAACUUCGUGUUCCCAAGAAUGAUGAUGAAAGACCCAGUUCCUUCCUCUUCCCUUUGUUCCCCAAAUUUGGUAUUUUUGGACAGAAGGAUGUGAAGCUUAAACUAGGGAAGCUUGUUGAUGUUCAAAAAGAGAACGUUGUGACCCAAGGGAACACUGAUGUUGAUUCUAGAGAUAUAGCCGUUGACUCAUCCUCCAUUUUCCCAGUCAGUGGCAACAUUUAUCCAGAUGGGUUAUAUUUCACAUAUUUACUUGUUGGAAAUCCUCCAAAACGUUAUUUUCUUGACGUGGAUACAGGGAGUGACUUAACUUGGAUUCAAUGUGAUGCUCCAUGCAGAAGUUGUGCUAAGGGAGCACAUGUCCCCUACAAGCCAGCAAGAUCCAAUAUACUGCCAUCUGUGGACUAUCUCUGCUUGGAAGUUCAGAAAAAUCAGAAGAAUGUAUUUCAUGGAAGUUUCCAACAGUGUGACUAUGAAAUUCAAUAUGCGGAUCACAGUUCUUCCUUGGGGGUUCUUAUUAGAGAUGAGCUUUAUCUUAUGACUACUACUGGAUCCAAAACCGAGUUAAAUUUUGUUUUUGGGUGUGGAUAUGAUCAAGAGGGCUUACUUUUGAACACAUUGGCAAAAACAGAUGGAAUCAUGGGACUGAGCAGGGCAAAGGUCAGCCUACCUUUCCAGUUGGCAAGUAAAGGGCUUAUUAAGAACGUGGUUGGUCAUUGCCUAAGCAGUGAUGGAGUUGGUGGUGGAUACAUGUUCUUGGGUGAUGAUUUUGUGCCAUAUUGGGGUAUGACUUGGGUACCAAUGGCCUAUAGCCAUAUUACAGAUCUAUACCAAGCUGAGAUUGUUGGAAUAAAUUAUGGAAAUAGCCCCCUCAGUUUUGAUGGCCACAGCAAAGUAGGAAAGGUGGUUUUUGAUAGUGGCAGUUCUUAUACGUACUUUACAAAGGAGGCAUACUUGGAUCUUGUUGCUUCUCUUAAAAAAGUUUCUGGGUUGAGGCUAAUUCAAGAUGAUUCAGAUACAACUUUACCCAUUUGCUGGCAAGCUAAUUUCCCAAUCAGAUCUGUCAAAGAUGUCCAGGAUUUCUUCAAAACCUUAACUCUUAAGUUUGGAAGCAAGUGGUGGAUUUUGUCCACAUUAUUUCAGAUACCUCCAGAGGGUUACUUGAUCAUUAGUAACAAAGGCAACGUGUGCUUGGCUAUCCUUGACGGUAGCAAUGUAAACGAUGGAUCCUCAAUUAUACUUGGAGAUGUCUCAUUGAGGGGAUAUUUGGUUGUGUAUGACAAUGAAAACAUGAAAAUUGGUUGGGAGCGAGCAGUGUGUGGCAUGCCUAGCACAAGAUUGAGAAAGACUCACAAUUUCUCCACUGAUAGCAUGUUAUAAUUAUCUCUUAAAACUGUUCACAAGAAUUUAUCAAUUAUCAUACCUUGUAUAGUUGUAUUAUUUUUAUCUUUUACAUCCCAAACUCUAAGAUGCCAUACACGAGUUACAACACCCUAUGUAUAGGUAACACCCAAAAAUAUAGGUCCUUGGACGAACAAUUAUUAUAAUGAUGUGAAAUUUUUU